AUGCGGUUCUCAACCUCCAUCCUCACCACGGCCCUGAUUGCUGGCGGUGCAGUCUCAACCGUCCACGCAGCAUUGCCCAAGGCUAAUGAGUACAAAUCCUCUGACUGUUCUGGUGCACUCAACUACGGUCACCACUCUGCCUUCCUCGGGGAUGUCACCAUGGACGACUCGUCGCACUCUGUCUACCUUGCAGGUGCCAAUUGGGUCGGCUUCUCCGACAAGACUAGCAAUGGUGGCAAAUGCAGUGGCUCGGCAUUGACCGUGUUGCAGGGGGAGUGUAACAAUCUUGACACCGCUCACCCGGGGAAGCGGAUCAAGUGUGUUAGAAACAUUGACUGA
This is a messenger RNA of Penicillium soppii, 339 nucleotides long. RefSeq lists its product as uncharacterized. Bases 1 to 339 code for a protein of 112 amino acids. NCBI's taxonomy places the organism in Eukaryota, Fungi, Ascomycota, Eurotiomycetes, Eurotiales, Aspergillaceae. The transcript has 2 exons. The record is from RefSeq and is a predicted model, not a curated record.